GUCCGACCUCAAAACCAUCCCCGCCUAUUGAAAACCUCAGUAUGACUUGUAUAGUCCGUGUGGUGUUGACACGAGAUUGCCAAAUUGAAUUUGAAAAUAUCAUUGUUCUGCAUACUUCAACAUAACAUCUUAAGACCCUUAUAUGUUCUUUUAUAUUCACACUGAAUUUGGGCUCUGGAGCCAUGUCUUGUGACUUGGACAUUGAACUAGAAGACAAAGCCCUUGGAGUUGCAGCUGUGCUUACACAGUCCACCUUCUCUCAGAGAUACAGAGAAUACUUGGAGAAGGCUGGUGUCUUAGAUGGACGUUACCGAGCUCAGAAGCUUCCUGAUGGUACAGUAGCCUUGCCAGUGCUGAAAGGCAAACUCAGUUCCUCUGUCUUCGAAGAGCUAAAGGGAAGUGUAGCUCCUGGGAGCUCCUGUAGUGAGACGCUAAUACUGAAUCCUGUGCUCUCGAAACGAGCCCGUGUUCAGUCUCCGGCUCAGAAGCUACGUGGGGACUUGAUUGAACUUUUGGAGUAUCAUGACAUUUCUUGGAAACGGGACCUGGAGCGAGAUCUUCCCCACUCAUGGCAGCGUCAUGGAGACAUGAUUGUUCUCAGUGAGGAUUGCUUCUGUGACCCUCUGUGGAACGAACUGGGUCAUGAGCUGUGGACAGCUGUUGCCUCUUCACUAAGUGCUAGACGCUUGGCAAAGCAAGGUCGGGUAUGUGGAGAUGGGAAAAGAUCGCCAACUGUGGCUCUUCUAGUCGGCGAUAACGGAUGGGUAGAGCAUGUGGAUAAUGGUAUCAGAUACACUUUUGAUGUCACAAAAUGCAUGUUUUCAGCAGGGAACAUAUCUGAAAAGCAAAGGGUAGCAUCACUCUGCUGUACUGGAGAGGUGGUAGUGGAUCUGUAUGCAGGCAUUGGAUAUUUCACUUUGCCUUACCUGAUCCAUGCCAAAGCAUCUUUUGUUCAUGCCUGUGAGUGGAACCCAGAUGCUGUGACAGCUCUUCGAGAAAACUUAAAGUUGAAUGGAGUGUCAGACCAAUGUCAGAUUCAUGAGGGUGAUAACAGACAGAUCAAAUUGCAGGAUGUGGCUGAUAGAGUAAAUCUAGGCUUAAUUCCUACUUCAGAACCAGGUUAUCCAGUGGCUUGUAGGGUUCUGAAGAACACAGGAGGUAUUCUACACAUCCAUCACAAUGUAGACUGCUUCCACAGCAGACACAAACAAUUGGAUAUGGAAAGGCCAGAGGAGGAUUCUGGGAUAUGGAGAAGAAAAUCAUGGGAAGCAUGGGCAGAGUCAGCUGAAAAGUACAUUUGUACAACACUUAGCCAGGUUCAUGGGAACUUGUGGCACACAAGAAUCUUAAGGCUGGAGCAAGUCAAGUCAUAUGCGCCCCAUGUGGACCAUGUUGUCUUAGACCUGGAAUGUCGCCCACUAGCAAAAGGGACAAUGGAGGGCACAUUAGUUUCUUCCUGACCCAUGCCUAAAAUACAAUAUAUUGUUCACCAUUGUGACUUUCCAUUAACACUCUAUAUUUUAUGUUUAAUGUAGAGAAAAAAAUAAUAUAGCUUUCUUUGAAGAAAACAAAACACAUUAUAAUAAGUUUGUCAUGUUAUAAAAUUUAGGUCAUGUUAUAAAAUUUUGGACUUUUCAUAAAUAAAAAUGAGCAUUCCUCUCCAUAAGAAAACAGAAUUAUACUUAUAAAA
Messenger RNA from Bombina bombina (fire-bellied toad), 1690 nucleotides. It is a transcript of the gene TYW2, whose product is annotated as tRNA methyltransferase 12 homolog. Gene Ontology annotation, molecular function: tRNA methyltransferase activity. Gene Ontology annotation, biological process: tRNA methylation. Gene Ontology annotation, cellular component: cytoplasm. The record is from RefSeq and is a predicted model, not a curated record. The transcript has 8 exons. Lineage: Eukaryota; Metazoa; Chordata; Amphibia; Anura; Bombinatoridae. Bases 183 to 1460 code for a protein of 425 amino acids.